Ustilago hordei is the source of this 1614-nucleotide messenger RNA. RefSeq lists its product as uncharacterized. Bases 1 to 1614 code for a protein of 537 amino acids. Lineage: Eukaryota; Fungi; Basidiomycota; Ustilaginomycetes; Ustilaginales; Ustilaginaceae. The transcript has a single exon. The record is from RefSeq and is a predicted model, not a curated record.
AUGGCCUCGCUCACAACAGCUUCGAUAGCUGCUCGUGCAAUUGCUCGCUCGAGCCUUCGAUCUCAAACUAUCCCGAGCCCUACGUGGAGCCCUACGUUGACUCGUACAACUCUCACCACUCGACACGCAUCACUUCAAACACGAUUAGCAUCGACGGAACCCACCAAGCAAGUUGGCAAUGUCACAACACCAGGCUUUCGACCUCGCUCCUCCACCACCGGCCCUAGUGCAGUCCGCGUCGGAACCCUCUUCACAUCCCUCGUUGCUCUCGCUAUCGCCGUAACAUCCUUUGGUCUGUAUGAAUAUUACACCUCCUUCUCAGCAUGGCCCGUCUCUAUCCGUGACGAUCUCCGCGCAGCCCUCAAAGCUCGUAAUCGUGGUGAUACUCGCCGAGCAGAGUCCUACUUCCGAAAAGCUCUCUCUACAGCCCGAAGCAUUAAAGGCGAGCUGAAUGAGCCCACACCUACACCCAAAGGUCAGCCGGAGGGACAGAGGGGUGAGGCAAUGCUCAAGAUCUCUGGUAUCGCUAUUGCACUUGCUGCAUUGCUAGAGAAUGAAGGGAGAGUGGGAGAGGCGUAUGAAGUGCUGGAGGAUGUUUGGGAGGAAGUUAUGGAGCAAGGGAAAUACUCAAGUGUCGUGCAGAACGAAAAGGGAGAGUACAAGAGAGGAGAUAGAGACAGGAUGAGGGGUGUGCAAUUGGCGCAGAAGUUGGGAUUGUUGGGUCAGUUGCCCGAGGUAAGGGUUGAGUUGCUGAGUAAGGUCAAAGCAAGGCAAGCUCAGGAUGGGGACGAUGGCAAGCCGGUAAGGUUUGCAUUGACUGGCACAGCCGAAUCACAAGAUCCGGCGGAAAGGUGGUUGGUGUGGAGUGUUGAGGAGCUGUUUAGAUUGGUGUUGCCGGCCGAUGUGCAUGCUUUUGCACUUUCUGCUGCUAGACAGCCGGAGGACUCUACCGAUAAGCAAUCUGCGAAAGGAAGUGGAGCAGGAACAUUGAACUCCGUGACACCACCAACUUCCGUUUCCUUUGCGGACUUGGAUUUGCCAGCAUGGGUAACGAAGCUCGACCUGCUCUCUUCCAUCGAAGCACUCGGCACAUUCUACGCCGGCAAAGGUCUACCCGAAUAUGCAGUCCCCCUCUACCUUCAAACUCUCUCCAUCCUCCUUCCACCCACCAAUACCGCCAACAACCGCUCCUCAACAGCAAGCGAGAGAUGUAAAGCAGGCCUAAUUAUGAACAAUCUCUCCCAACUCCUCUCCUCCUCUAACAUCAAAGACGCAACCAAAUGGGCACUCAAAGGUCUCGAUAUCACCGAUAAAACUGUUCAACUCGCCAGUUUCGAAGCCUCUUCUUCCGCAGGAUUGAAAGAAGUGGUGCAGUCAACAGAAGAAAGAACUCAAGAAGUCAAACACGAAUGUCUCGGUGUCAAGCUCACCCUCCUCUACAAUUUGGGUGUGUUGAGCGAUAUGGCUGGAGACAAAUGUCAGGCUAGGGUGUAUUUCCAGAAAGCGUACAAGACGGCUACUGGGGUGGAGGGUGAACCGGCGUUUGCGAAGGUGGCAAAGGCCAAGGCUGCAGAGAGUUUGGCUAGGUUGGAGAGGAGAGGUGCUGACAAGUGA